Messenger RNA from Moesziomyces antarcticus, 1920 nucleotides. RefSeq names its product glycoside hydrolase. The transcript has a single exon. The record is from RefSeq and is a predicted model, not a curated record. The coding region runs from base 1 to 1920 and encodes 639 amino acids. Lineage: Eukaryota; Fungi; Basidiomycota; Ustilaginomycetes; Ustilaginales; Ustilaginaceae. Gene Ontology annotation, biological process: glucosylceramide catabolic process. Gene Ontology annotation, molecular function: glucosylceramidase activity.
AUGAAGGUAAUCGCGCUUGCGGCUGCGUGGGUGGCAGCGUGCGCGCAGCUCGCGCACGCCGAGAUCGUCAUCGACCGCAUGUGGAGUACGACGUACGACUACUCCAAGGUGCAGGAACUCAGCGAUCCCCAAAUCAAGUUUGUCGACGGCCAAGCCCUGACAGCCUCUGUCAACGUGACUGCCGCCGCGUCCGUCAAGUCGCAGCAGUACGAUGCGAUUGGCAUCCAGGUUCAGGAGAACCAGCUUGCGCAGCUCGUGGACACGUUUGGCGGCGGUGUGACGGACAGUGUGGCGAUCACGCUGCAGGACUUCAAGAGCAAGCAUCCCAAGGACUACGACGAUCUGCUCCACCUGCUCUUCUCGCAGGAUGCCGAGUGGCACGCCAAGGGCGGUGUGGGCCUCAACACGGUGCGUGUCCCCCUGGGCGCAUGCGACUUUGGCGCCGCACCGUACACGUACGACGACACCGAGGACGGCUCGGAAGACCCCAAGCUCGAGCUGUUCACCAUCAAAAAAGCACCCAAGCUGUGGCAGACGCUGCACGACAUUGUCGCCAUCCACCCGGGCCUCAAGAUCAUCUCUGCGCCCUGGAGUGCUCCCGGCUGGAUGAAGGACGGUGCGGACGAGACGCAGCCACUGUUCGGCGGCAACCUCAAGGAGGGCAUGGAGGAGGUGUAUGCCAACUACCUCGUCAAGGCGGUGAGCGAGAUCAAGCAGCAGGAGAAGCUGGAUAUCUAUGCGCUCUCGCUGCUCAACGAGCCGCAGAUUCAGAAGCUCGAGUACCCGACCAUGAAGAUGUCUGCGACGCAGGCCAUCACGGUCGGCAAGCUGGUGCGCACGGCGCUCAACAAGCAGGGCUUCGAAAAGGUCAAGCUGCUCACCUGGGACCACAACUGGGACAACACCGAGUAUGCGCUGCAGGUGCUCAAUGCCGAUCCUACCCCGUGGGACGGUACCGCAUGGCACGGCUAUGCCGGUCAGCCGAGCUCGCAGAAGGUCGUGCACGACGCCUACCCGGACAAGGAGACCUACUUUACCGAGUACACCGAGGUGACGCAAUACUUUAGCGAGCCGUACAAGAACAUGAAGAAUACGGCGCGCAAUCUGCUCAUUGGGUCGAUCCGCUACUACUCGCGCAGCGUGGUGCUGUGGAAUCUGGUGCUGCGCAAGGACGAGGAUGGCUUUACCACGCCCCACCUGCCCAACGUGUGCCAGAACUGCAAUGCCGCCGUGCUGCUGCUGCCGGACUCGACGGAUGCACUGGCUGCCGCCGAUCCCAACCACACCAAGACCGUCGCUGAAGCCGCUGGUGAUGCAAAGAAGGACAAGCGCCGUCGUAGGAGUCUCUGGCGUCGAGCUGAUGACGUCAAGCCCGACACCACCACGCAAGAGCUCAAGCCCCAGACUGGUUCUGCUGUUGCGGGCGGUGGAGAGAAGGCGGAAGCUAUUCAGGCCAAAGACGUCGUCGAUGCCAAAAAGACGGGCACCAACAGCGUUUACGAGACGUCGCUGUUCAAGCGUUCGUCGGACUUUUCUGUUCUCUCCCACCUUUCUACGGCGGUUCGACCUACGGGAGCGUCCAAGGAGUACUCGAAGCGCAUUGGCGUGAGCAGCACCGACGAGAUCACCGAGCUCGGUGGGCGACUGCUCGCCCAGGCCUUCCGUCAGGAUGGUGUCAAGCCGGGCGUGUCGCGAUUCUCGCUGGUGCUGCUCAACCAGAACGACCACUACGAGACGGAUGUGUGGGAAAAUGCCACGGCCGUCAUCGCCUUCCGUGGCCAGAUCGCUAAUGUCACCACGUUGCCCGGUCUCUACACGCUCUCGUGGGAGGCUCCUACCGUCGACACCUCGGCUGCGGCCAAGACCCCACUCCCCGCAAAGGCUGAUGGCGCAGCUGCAGAUGCAAAGCCCGCCUCCUAG